AUGGCGUUCGGCAACGAGCCGGUCAGAGACGGCAAGUCAAUUGGGGAGCAAGCCAUCAUCGAGAAGGCCGAGAAAGUGCUCGUCAAGAAAGCGCUCGUCGAGUACGAGUUCGCCGAAGAUGCCUUCGAGUCAUGGAGCUCCCAGCUUCCCAGAGUUCUCAAGGAACUGCAUGACUCCCUUGAGUCCCUCGUCGAAACUCAUUGCAUGUUUGAAAAGUGCAUAGUCAAUCUCAAGGAAAAUAGCUACAGAGUGACCAGAGAUGCUCGUCGCCUUAAGCGCGUCGAGUUUGAGCGAGCUCUUCGGAGCUGCAAAAGGCAGCGCAGAUUAGUUCUUGCAGCCGAGCGCCGCAUUAUCAAGGAAGGUUACAUGAGGGAGAUCCUCCAGGCCGCGUUCGAUCGGGUACAAAUUGCCAUCACCGAGAACAUGAAGCAGGCCAAGGAGAUGUUGAGCAUGUGCUGA
Molecule: messenger RNA, 459 nt
Organism: Colletotrichum orchidophilum
Lineage: Eukaryota; Fungi; Ascomycota; Sordariomycetes; Glomerellales; Glomerellaceae
Exons: 3
Coding region: 1-459 (152 amino acids)
Source: RefSeq, a predicted model, not a curated record